CACUUCGCAAGCUCGUUUAAAACACACACACACGGGCUAGGAAAAACACUAACGAACUAAUGAGCUUCACGUCGAGGGGGAAUGAUGGUAUGUUUAAAUGUUAUCUUAUUUCUGCUGCAUUCGUACAAAGAACACGCGUCGAUUUAACGUCACAGAAAGUCUUUAUGGUGGUUAAUGACAUAACUAUCGUGGUUGUAACCGAGGUAGUAGUCAAAAGUGGGUUCUGAAAUUACAAAUUUCAUGUAAAACGCUUCUUCCCAAGAGGGGACUCACAGUGCUCGCUAUAUAUAGCUCUACGUGACACACCGUUAGCAUUGGUAGCAUUAUAGUUGAUCAUACAUAAAAUAUCGAAAAUUCCUACGUGGUGCUGAACACGCCAAUUAUAGCUCAUCAUGGAAAUGAGCAUUGCUGGUUUAGAAAGCAUUUCUGCAUCAAGAGAAUCUUCUGAGACCACACAAAGAGGUCAAUAUGAUAUUAAUGCAACUGAUGAAGAGAAGCAAGACCCAAAGCUGCACAGGGCAAUUGAGGAAAUGAGGAGGCUUGAUGAACUUCUGUCUGUAUGUAUGUGCAGAGAAAAAGAAGCCAAGCGUCAAAGGAAACAAUGCCAAGCUAAACUCUGGAACGAGCUAAUGGAGAGCUUACCUGAAGGCCACUCGGAAAGGAGCCAUGAGGCCAUGAAUGCAAGGCUGUUUUGGGCUUUGGAAUCACCGAUUGGCCCCCCAGAGAGGAAGGAUUUCGUGUCACUUUUUAAAACUCAGAUAGGUGACAAUGAUCUGGAUAGAAGACUGCAACAAAUGUUAGAGAGUGAAGAGCGAGCGGACGACUCAAGCGAAGUAUCCGAGUCGGUGUGCGAGGAGUCGGACGAAGCGAGCCACGGUGACGCCUCCAAGGGCAAGAAGAGACCGAAGAACUUUGUCAAGAGAAAUAUUGAGCUUGUCAGGGGCAAAUGCGGCCAAGUGCUGUUGACACAGGCAGAGGAAGAGCGUCUGGCCGAGCUCCUGCGAGACAUAGAUGAAGAGGAAGAGGAGAGUGCCAGAGGCGCAGGCAACGAGGAGGACAUGUGGGCUGUGCCGGUGUCGACAAGCCAGGGUUACACCCCAGAAACGUCCGACCUGGAGCGGCUGAUUGCCAUUGACUCCAAACUUCGCCUUUUCCAGCCGGUUGUAGAACUCCUGUCACCGCAAGGCACCUAUACAUUUUUAAAUGAGGCCUUAGACCAGGAAGGGAUGGAGCCUGAGGGAGCAACUGUGCCUCUGUGACGGAAUUACAACAUGUACUAUUGUGUCUGACUGCAAACGACCCUCAAACAAGUCAAUCUUGAUCUGAAAUAAUCCCAUCAUGAGCAGCUGUUGUAGAUUUCACAUAGCAAGACCCAGGAAAGACGAUAAGUCGUCUGCAAUAAGUGGAUAAGUUGAUAGCAGCAUGUCAUGCCUUGUCAUGACUUUUCCAGCGUGUUAUACUGCAAACAGGUCUCAACCAAAUUAGUUCUGACCUUCUAAAAAUAAUCCAAUCGUAACCAUCUGUAGUACUUUUAUUUUCCUCUUUUGCCAGCACUGUCCCUCCAUUUUUUAGAUUUGUGUACAUCUCAGAUCAAUAUCCAGGCGCAUUUUGAAAAGUCCGACCAAGAAUAAUAUCAGUUAAAUGAUCAUAAAACAUAUUUUAGUAUUGGGCCUGAUGCGGUACAUCACAUGAGCAAACCGGAAAACAGGUUGGCGGAAUGUGCAGUGUGCAGUGAUAACUACGAUAGCUGCGGGGUGAUGACAUGAUUGUUUGAAUCUGAACUUGCUAGAAUAUUAUUUUCUUUAUCGUUGGCAAAAGUUAAAUAAAUGUAUAUCAUUUAUUUAUACAUACGUGAUAUGAUAGCUGUAAACAUGAACAAAGCCUAAACAUCAGUUGGCUAUCUCUGGUAGCUGUUGAAGACAUCUUGUGUAAAACAAAAGACACUGCAGACGUUCAAUAUAUCUACAGGUGUUUUUUCCCGGUCUCCUGCCGUAGAGCUCCACCACUGAUUUGAAGUGCUGGUUCUGGUUUGCCGGUUCGGUUGUACGUAACUAUUAUUUUUGUCUCCGUUUUAGCUUUUUAAUUACCAUAUUAUGAGACUUACCACAUAUAUGAUUGCGGCAAAUUUAAGGCUUUUACAAAGAUGAGGCUUUUCCUUCAAACACGACAUGUUUCAUUGAGUUUCCAGUCUGAUCUAUAUAUCACUGUCACAUCAAACAGUGCAGAAGUGUCCAAACUUGCAGACUCGGAUCUUAAAUUUAGGCCACGAUUCCUAACGUGAGCUCAGGAUUAUCUAAGGAUCCUUUCUGACGGUAACCACAUGGCAUGCACAUCCUUUUUGAACAAAACUGAUAAAAGCCUUUGACAUUGUAUAAAGCCAGAUCAUUUUACAGUGUAUUUUCAUUAACCAGCAUUUUAUACCGUAACAUAUUGGAAAAAUUUACAAUAAUUGAAGCCAAGUGCUGCAAUCUGUCCGUAUCCAAAAAAGAGACAUUUGUGCCCUAAUUUUAUCAGUGCAAAAUCUUUUGAUAUGGAAAUGAUGAAUAAACUGUGAACGAUGAAGCCUGAUAUGUGGUUGAUCGUGCCAAACAAUCUGCAUGGGAUCAUAUAAAUGAGUUAAGUGAACAUGACAAGAAGUAGUCCGUUAAUACAAGGUCAUUUCAGUGUGAAGGUAAGAAAGUCAACUUGCUGAUUCAUCUAUCGUAGGAAAAAUAACACGUUCUCUCCGCCAUCCUGUAGCCAGCAAGACCAAAGCUCAUAAUUAAAAUCGUCGUGAGUGUUUUAAAAUAAGACAAUCCAGUCCUUGUUCAAUUCUCGUGUUCUGAAUGAACGUUUGGCUAAUAGUACAAAAAAAAUAUGUGCUAUAACUGGCCAGCUGGAUCUGUUACUUUGAAUGACCUACUUUCUCUCCUUGGCUUUAAUCUUGCAUGAUUCAAGAGAUUUUGGGAAAGUCAUAUUCUCUAUCAUCAUCUGUCAUCUGCUCUGCAUUAGUGCUGACAUGGUCAAUGCAGGUAUUGUUUUUUUAUUUUUUAUUUUAUAUAAUCGCAACAAUGACACACUAUGCUGUGGUAGCAUUUAACUCAAAACUAAUACUUCAAAGCAGAAAGUCACUUUCAAAUACUGAAUAAAAAGAUGGUG
Phyllopteryx taeniolatus (common seadragon) is the source of this 3138-nucleotide messenger RNA. It is a transcript of the gene fsip1, whose product is annotated as fibrous sheath interacting protein 1. The coding region runs from base 393 to 1259 and encodes 288 amino acids. The transcript has 8 exons. NCBI's taxonomy places the organism in Eukaryota, Metazoa, Chordata, Actinopteri, Syngnathiformes, Syngnathidae. The record is from RefSeq and is a predicted model, not a curated record.